Messenger RNA from Alosa alosa (allis shad), 1618 nucleotides. Its product is annotated as BTB/POZ domain-containing protein 3-like. Gene Ontology annotation, cellular component: cytosol. Gene Ontology annotation, biological process: dendrite morphogenesis; neurogenesis; cerebral cortex development. Lineage: Eukaryota; Metazoa; Chordata; Actinopteri; Clupeiformes; Clupeidae. Gene Ontology annotation, molecular function: protein binding. The record is from RefSeq and is a predicted model, not a curated record.
GAAUUCCGUUAUGUUCAACAAUGAACAGAUGGCCGACGUGCACUUCGUGGUGGGUCCACCAGGGGGCACUCAAAGAGUACCGGGACACAAAUAUGUUCUGGCGGUCGGGAGUUCCGUGUUCCACGCCAUGUUCUACGGGGAGCUGGCCGAGGACAAGGACGAGAUCCGCAUCCCAGAUGUGGAGCCUCCUUCCUUCCUGGCCAUGCUAAAGUACAUCUACUGUGACGAGAUCGACCUGUGCGCCGACACGGUGCUGGCCACGCUGUACGCCGCCAAGAAGUACAUCGUGCCGCACCUGGCGCGCGCCUGCGUCGCGUUCCUGGAGACGUCGCUGAGCGCGCGCAACGCCUGUGUGCUGCUGUCGCAGAGCUGCCUGUUCGAGGAGCCGGAGCUGACGCAGCGCUGCUGGGAGGUGAUCGACGCGCAGGCCGAGCUGGCACUGCGCUCGGACGGCUUCUGCGACAUUGACGCGCCCACGCUGGAGAGCAUCCUGCGGCGCGAGACGCUCAACGCCAAGGAGACGGCCCGUGUUGACGGCCUUCGCUGGGCCGCCCGAGUGCGGCGAAGCGGGGGUGGUCGAAACACGGACAACAAGCGCGAGGCGCUGGGCAAGGCGCUCUACCUGAUCCGCGUGCCGGCCAUGCCUCUGGACGAGUUCGCCAACGGGCCGGCGCAGUCGGGCCUGCUGACACUGGCCGAGACCAACGACGUGUUCCUGUGGCACACGGCGGCGCGCAAGCCUGCGCUGCGAUUCGUGCGCGAGCCUCGCGCCGGGCUGGCGCCGCAACGCUGCCACCGCUUCCAGUCGUGCGCCUACCGCAGCAACCAGUGGCGCUACCGCGGCCGCUGCGACAGCAUCCAGUUCGCCGUCGACCGCCGCGUCUUCGUCGCCGGCUUCGGACUGUACGGGUCGAGCUGCGGGUCGGCCGAGUACAGCGCGCGCAUCGAGCUCAAGCGGCAGGGCGCCACGCUCGGCGUCAGCGUGGCCAAGUACUUCUCGGACGGCUCGAGCAACACGUUCCCCGUGUGGUUCGAGCACCCGGUGCAGAUAGAACCGGACACGUUCCACACUGCCAGCGUGGUGCUGGACGGGAACGAGCUCAGUUACUUCGGCCAGGAGGGCAUGACCGAGGUGCAGUGCGGCAAGGUGACCUUCCAGUUCCAGUGCUCGUCCGACAGCACCAACGGAACCGGCGUGCAGGGCGGACAGAUCCCGGAGCUCAUAUUCUACGCUUGAUACUGAGGAAGGUGGUGGUGGUGAUGAUGAUGAUGAUGGUGGGGGGUUGGGAACAGGGAAAGGGGUCCAAGACAUAUGGAUAGAAAAAAAGGUCAUGCAGCAUUUGUCAAUCAAACUCAUUCAAUAGCUGUGUGACUCCUACAGUGUGCGAUGUACAGAAAGCGUUGUAGUUAAGAUGUCCUGUGUUUGUUUUUGUUUUGUUAGCUCACUGGUCCCACUUUUCCAUCUGUAUGGUCCGAGAAAUACAGUUAGUAGUUUCCCUCUCAAACACACUUAAACAUAGCCUAGAAAUCUAGACGCGCCCCUAGCGGCAGCCAGGGCUAGUCUAGCAACUUUCCGUUGGCUUGUGAGCUCCAUAAUCGAAACUCAAUCAGGCCAAUA